Messenger RNA from Lolium perenne, 847 nucleotides. Its product is annotated as cysteine proteinase inhibitor 4-like. The record is from RefSeq and is a predicted model, not a curated record. NCBI's taxonomy places the organism in Eukaryota, Viridiplantae, Streptophyta, Magnoliopsida, Poales, Poaceae. Gene Ontology annotation, molecular function: cysteine-type endopeptidase inhibitor activity.
CACGCCCUCUGCUCGCCGCGCCGCAUCCUUCCAAACUCCACCAACGCCUUUCCGUUCCGGCCAGCCCCCAUCCGCCUCUAUAUAUGCCGUCCACGACACCGCACACACCACAAACACACACACACUCGUCGCCAAGCAGCACGCACACAGGCCAACAGUAACAAGGAGUGAGUGAUCUAGCUAGGACGGACAAAGUCCCUUUCAGUAGUACUUGAUCUGCUCAUCACGACCGCGCGCCGAUGGCCCGGCUGAUCGGCCCUUGCGCUCUGCUCGUGCUGCUCGUGGCGUGCAGCGCGCUCGCGGCCUCCGCGGCGCGCGAGGAGCCGAGCGGAGCGCGGCAGCUGUGGGGCGGCGACGGAUGGAGGGGGAGGAAGGUGGGGGCAAGGACGGAGGUGAGGGACGUGGAGGAGAACAGGGAGGUGCAGGACCUUGGGCGGUACUCCGUCGCCGAGCACAACCGCCGCCAGCGGGAGGAGGAGGGCGACGUCCGCGGGCGGCUCGAGUUCGACAGGGUGGUGUCGGCGCAGCGCCAGGUGGUCGCCGGGAUCAAGUACUACCUCCGCGUCGCGGCCGCCGAUGACCGCGUCUUCGACGCCGAAGUCGUCGUCAAGCCCUGGCUCCAGUCCCGCGCGCUGCUCAGGUUCGCGCCGGCCGACGUCGAGUGAUCCAGCAGCUGCAUGCUCUGUUGAACUGCAGCAGGUUUUUGGUGCGCGCCUUCUCGUAGUAGUAUAAUAAAGUGCGUCUGUAGCGCGAGAUAGAGAUCGAUCGGCGAAGAAGGGCUGUACUAUGCGGCGGCCGAAGUUUUGUAAGAGGACAUGAGAGUGUGUCAGAUUCAGAAUAAUAAAUA